UAAUGAAAAAUCUCUAAGGCUAAGAAUCCGCCACGUGGAAAACAUUCACAUCUCAUCACACUUUUCAUUAGAACACAAACUCAAAGAAAACACAUCGCCACAACAUAACACCAAAAACUCAACAAUGGCUGACAACAAAACGGUGCGUUUUGGUCUUCUUGGAUGCAUUAGAUUCGCAUCAAAGUUCGUCAGAACAGUAACACAAUCCUCAAACUCCGUCAUCGUCGCCAUCAGCGACCCAUCUCUCGAAACCGCGAAAACCUUCGCCGCCGCCAACGAUUUAUCGCCGGAGAACGUCGCUGUGUACGGUAGCUACGAGGAGCUGCUCAACGACGCAAACGUCGACGCAGUUUACUUGACGAUGCCGGUGACUCAGCGAGGGAAAUGGGCGGUGAUGACGGCGGAGAUGAAGAAACAUGUUCUUAUCGAGAAACCACCGGCUCUCGACGCGACGGAGCUGGACAAGAUCGUGGAGGCGUGUGAACGUAACGGUGUUCAGUUUAUGGACGGUACGAUUUGGUUGCAUCAUCAACGGACGGUUAAGAUUAAAGAAACGUUGUUUGAUUCUGGAUUGCUUGGAGAUGUUCGCCACAUGUACACCACGAUGACAACUCCAGUACCAGAGCAAGUGUUGGAGAGACUAACUAAAGAAGCUAUGGGUUUAGCCGGAGCUAUUGGAGAGCUUGGUUGGUACCCUAUAGGUGCAGCUCUAUGGGCUAUGUCUUACCAAAUGCCAAUAUCUGUCAGAGCUAUGCCCUCCUCUGUCUCCACAAACUCGGUUGGGACUAUCUUGUCAUGUUCUGCCUCUCUUCAGUUUGGUUCGACCACAACAGCAAUAGUCCAUUGCUCUUUCCUCUCUCAGCUUUCCACCGACUUAGCUAUCUCAGGAUCAAAAGGUUCGGUUCAGAUGAAUGACUAUGUGAUACCUUACAAAGAGGACACGGCUUGGUUCGAGUACACAAGUGGUGCUAAGUUCGUGGACAUGCACACUGGUUGGAACGUGAUGCCGGAGAGAGUUACCUUUGAUUGUGGCGGAACUGAGGAGUCGCAAGAGGCAAUGAUGCUGAGAGAGUUCACGCGGCUUGUCGAAGGAAUCAAGCGGGGCGAUUUAGAGGCUGAUCAUAGGUGGCCAGAGAUCAGUAGGAAGACACAGUUAGUGGUUGAUGCUUUGAAGAAGUCUGUUGACAUAGGUUGUGAAGUGGUUCAUCUGUAAAACUUGUCGAGAGAUUCUAGUUAGGUUAUGAUAUUUAUAUUAGUAGUGUCAUAGACACAUACAUGUGUUUUGGUAUCUAACUUUUAUAAGACCAAGAUGUUAUGUACUUCUUGAUUUUAUUUGAUACUGCAAAACUACUUUAACAUUUCAUA
Molecule: messenger RNA, 1365 nt
Organism: Capsella rubella
Lineage: Eukaryota; Viridiplantae; Streptophyta; Magnoliopsida; Brassicales; Brassicaceae
Exons: 3
Coding region: 125-1213 (362 amino acids)
Molecular function (GO): nucleotide binding
Source: RefSeq, a predicted model, not a curated record